Heterocephalus glaber (naked mole-rat) is the source of this 8461-nucleotide messenger RNA. RefSeq names its product SOS Ras/Rac guanine nucleotide exchange factor 1 (gene Sos1). Gene Ontology annotation, molecular function: guanyl-nucleotide exchange factor activity; protein heterodimerization activity. The record is from RefSeq and is a predicted model, not a curated record. Gene Ontology annotation, cellular component: plasma membrane. Lineage: Eukaryota; Metazoa; Chordata; Mammalia; Rodentia; Bathyergidae. Gene Ontology annotation, biological process: Ras protein signal transduction.
CUGCGCGCUCGCCCUCUCGCGGCUCCCGACCGGCCGCCGCCGCCCCUUCGCCCGCCGAAGGCGCCCCGGGGGCACCAUGCAGGCGCAGCAGCUGCCCUACGAGUUUUUCAGCGAGGAGAACGCGCCCAAGUGGCGGGGUCUGCUGGUGCCAGCGCUGAAGAAGGUCCAGGGGCAGGUUCAUCCAACUCUUGAGUCUAAUGAUGAUGCUCUGCAGUAUGUUGAAGAAUUAAUUUUGCAAUUAUUAAAUAUGCUCUGCCAAGCUCAGCCCCGAAGUGCUUCAGAUGUAGAGGAACGUGUGCAAAAAAGUUUCCCUCAUCCAAUUGAUAAGUGGGCAAUAGCUGAUGCCCAGUCAGCUAUUGAAAAGAGAAAGCGGAGAAACCCCUUAUCUCUCCCAGUAGAAAAAAUUCAUCCUUUAUUAAAGGAGGUCCUAGGUUAUAAAAUUGAUCACCAAGUUUCUGUUUACAUAGUAGCAGUAUUAGAAUAUAUUUCUGCAGACAUUUUAAAGCUGGUGGGGAAUUAUGUGAGAAAUAUACGACAUUAUGAAAUUACAAAACAAGAUAUUAAAGUGGCAAUGUGCGCUGAUAAGGUAUUGAUGGAUAUGUUUCAUCAAGACGUAGAAGAUAUAAAUAUAUUAUCUUUAACGGAUGAAGAGCCUUCCACCUCAGGAGAACAAACUUACUAUGAUUUGGUAAAAGCAUUUAUGGCAGAAAUUCGACAAUAUAUAAGGGAACUAAAUCUAAUUAUAAAAGUUUUUAGAGAGCCCUUUGUCUCCAAUUCCAAAUUGUUUUCAGCUAAUGAUGUUGAAAAUAUAUUUAGUCGGAUAGUAGAUAUACAUGAACUUAGUGUGAAGUUACUGGGCCAUAUAGAAGAUACUGUAGAAAUGACAGAUGAAGGCAGUCCCCAUCCCUUAGUAGGAAGCUGCUUUGAAGACUUAGCAGAGGAACUGGCAUUUGAUCCAUAUGAAUCGUAUGCUCGAGAUAUUUUGCGACCUGGUUUUCAUGAUCAUUUCCUUAGUCAGUUAUCAAAGCCUGGGGCAGCACUUUAUUUGCAGUCAAUAGGCGAAGGUUUCAAAGAAGCUGUUCAAUAUGUUUUACCCAGGCUACUUCUAGCCCCUGUUUACCACUGCCUACAUUACUUUGAACUUCUGAAGCAGUUAGAGGAAAAGAGUGAAGAUCAAGAAGACAAGGAAUGUUUGAAACAAGCAAUAACAGCUUUGCUUAAUGUUCAAAGUGGUAUGGAAAAAAUAUGUUCUAAAAGUCUUGCAAAACGAAGACUGAGUGAAUCUGCCUGUCGGUUUUAUAGUCAGCAAAUGAAGGGGAAACAACUAGCAAUCAAGAAAAUGAAUGAGAUUCAGAAGAAUAUUGAUGGUUGGGAGGGAAAAGAUAUUGGACAAUGUUGCAAUGAGUUUAUAAUGGAGGGGACUCUUACACGUGUAGGAGCCAAGCAUGAGAGACACAUAUUUCUUUUUGAUGGCUUAAUGAUUUGCUGUAAAUCAAAUCAUGGGCAGCCAAGACUUCCUGGUGCUAGCAAUGCAGAAUAUCGUCUUAAAGAAAAGUUUUUUAUGCGAAAGGUACAAAUUAAUGAUAAAGAUGACACCAAUGAAUACAAACAUGCUUUUGAAAUAAUUCUAAAAGAUGAAAAUAGUGUUAUAUUUUCUGCCAAGUCAGCUGAAGAGAAAAACAAUUGGAUGGCAGCACUGAUAUCUUUACAGUACAGGAGUACCCUGGAAAGGAUGCUUGAUGUAACAAUGCUGCAGGAAGAGAAGGAGGAGCAGAUGAGGCUGCCUAGCGCUGAGGUGUAUAGGUUUGCAGAGCCUGAUUCUGAAGAGAAUAUUAUAUUUGAAGAGAACAUGCAGCCUAAGGCCGGGAUUCCAAUUAUCAAAGCAGGAACUGUUAUUAAACUUAUAGAGAGGCUAACAUACCAUAUGUAUGCAGAUCCCAAUUUUGUUCGGACAUUUCUUACAACGUACAGAUCAUUUUGCAAACCUCAAGAACUGCUGAGUCUUAUAAUAGAAAGGUUUGAAAUUCCAGAGCCUGAGCCAACAGAAGCUGAUCGCAUAGCUAUAGAGAAUGGAGAUCAACCCUUGAGUGCAGAACUGAAGAGAUUUAGAAAAGAAUAUAUACAGCCUGUACAACUGCGAGUAUUAAAUGUAUGUCGGCACUGGGUAGAACACCACUUUUAUGACUUUGAAAGAGAUACAGAUCUUUUGCAACGAAUGGAGGAAUUUAUUGGAACAGUAAGAGGUAAAGCAAUGAAAAAAUGGGUUGAGUCCAUCACUAAGAUAAUCCAGAGGAAAAAAAUUGCCAGAGACAAUGGACCAGGUCAUAAUAUUACAUUUCAGAGUUCACCUCCCACAGUUGAGUGGCAUAUAAGCAGACCCGGACACACAGAGACUUUUGACCUGCUCACCUUACACCCAAUAGAAAUUGCUCGACAACUCACUUUACUUGAAUCAGAUCUGUACCGAGCUGUGCAACCAUCAGAGUUAGUUGGAAGUGUGUGGACAAAAGAAGACAAAGAAAUUAAUUCGCCCAAUCUUCUGAAAAUGAUCCGACACACCACUAACCUCACUCUGUGGUUUGAGAAGUGUAUUGUAGAAACUGAAAAUUUAGAAGAAAGAGUAGCUGUGGUGAGUCGAAUAAUUGAGAUUCUACAAGUCUUUCAAGAGCUAAACAACUUCAAUGGUGUCCUGGAGGUUGUCAGUGCUAUGAACUCAUCACCUGUUUACAGACUAGACCACACAUUUGAGCAAAUACCCAGUCGCCAAAAGAAAAUUUUAGAGGAAGCUCAUGAAUUGAGUGAAGAUCACUAUAAGAAAUAUUUGGCAAAACUCAGGUCUAUUAAUCCACCAUGUGUGCCUUUCUUUGGAAUUUAUCUCACUAAUAUCUUAAAAACAGAAGAAGGCAACCCUGAGGUCCUAAAAAGACAUGGAAAAGAGCUAAUAAACUUUAGCAAAAGGAGAAAAGUAGCAGAAAUAACAGGAGAGAUCCAGCAGUACCAAAAUCAGCCUUAUUGUUUACGAGUAGAAUCAGAUAUCAAAAAGUUCUUUGAAAACUUGAAUCCAAUGGGAAAUAGCAUGGAGAAAGAAUUUACAGAUUAUCUUUUCAACAAAUCCCUAGAAAUAGAACCACGAAACCCCAAGCCUCUCCCAAGAUUUCCAAAAAAAUAUAGCUAUCCCCUAAAAUCUCCUGGUGUUCGUCCAUCAAACCCAAGACCGGGUACCAUGAGGCAUCCCACACCUCUACAGCAGGAGCCAAGGAAAAUUAGUUAUAGUAGGAUCCCUGAAAGUGAAACAGAAAGUACAGCAUCUGCACCAAAUUCUCCAAGAACACCGCUAACACCUCCUCCUGCUUCUGGUGCUUCCAGUACCACAGAUGUUUGCAGCGUGUUUGAUUCUGAUCAUUCAAGCCCUUUUCACUCAAGCAGCGAUACCAUCUUUAUCCAAGUUACACUUCCCCAUGGCCCAAGAUCUGCGUCAGUAUCAUCUAUAAGUUUAACCAAGGGCACUGAUGAAGUGCCCAUCCCCCCGCCUGUUCCUCCACGAAGACGACCAGAAUCUGCCCCAGCUGAAUCUUCGCCAUCUAAGAUUAUGUCUAAGCACUUGGACAGCCCCCCAGCCAUUCCUCCUAGGCAACCCACAUCAAAAGCCUAUUCACCACGAUACUCAAUAUCAGAUCGGACCUCUAUAUCAGACCCUCCUGAGAGCCCUCCCUUAUUACCACCACGAGAGCCUGUGAGGACACCUGAUGUUUUCUCAAGCUCACCACUACAUCUCCAACCUCCCCCUUUGGGCAAAAAGAGUGACCAUGGCAAUGCCUUCUUCCCAAACAGCCCUUCCCCUUUUACACCACCUCCUCCUCAAACCCCUUCUCCUCAUGGCACAAGAAGGCAUCUGCCAUCACCACCAUUGACACAAGAAGUGGACCUCCAUUCCAUUGCUGGGCCGCCUGUUCCUCCACGACAAAGCACUUCUCAACAUAUCCCUAAACUCCCUCCAAAAACUUACAAAAGGGAGCACACACACCCAUCCAUGCACAGAGAUGGACCACCACUGUUGGAGAAUGCCCAUUCUUCCUGAGUUCCUCUAUUCUGGGAUGUACAGUUUCCUAGCCCAAAUCCAUUGCUGGCAAUGGAUGCACUGAGCAUGCCAGCACUGAGGAGUUAAAACUAGAACUCCAAACACUAAUGACUCUACUUCAAGAUGCAGUUUAAGACAAAGAAUUUUAACCUAGACAUUAAUUAUAAAUUGAAAUGCUAUUCCAGUAUAGAAUAUGUGGAAAGACUGAUCUAGAAGAAUUGGACAACUGAUUGCAUCUGAAAAUCAACUGAAGGGACUUUUUCUGGCCAAUAGGCAAGAACCCUCAUUUUGUGAAGUGAUCUUUAUUGUUGAAGGGAUGAAAACAAUCUAGUGUCCACCAGGCCCACAUGACGACAGUUUUUGUAAUUCAAAAUAUUAUGCACUUUUAAAAAAAUCUUAAACAGGGAUCUUACUGUCCUCCUCUGUUCUCCUUUGCUUUACUCUUCUACUUUAGAAUAUUUUCUUAAAAAUCAAAGGACUGUGAGGAAAGGCUGUGGUACCUGACCUUGUUGAAAUCAAGGCCCCAGCACUGUACUACAGUCCUGUUUACAGAUUAUUACAGUGAAUUGAAUGGGUACCGAGGCUUCACCAAAGAGGUACUUUUUUGUUGUUGUUGUUGUUAUUAUUGUUUUAAGAAUAAUUAUACCAAUUUUAAGAACAUUCCCUACCUACCCCCACACAAAACAAAAUCUGGUGUUGCCUUCAAAGAAGAAAAGUUUUGUGUCAUUAACAUGAUGGAAGAACUUUUUUUAAAAUGUUAACUGUCAAGUGUAUUAUUUACAUUUAGGAGACUGUUAAUCUACACUAGAUUGUCAUUUCCCCCUUCUCCCACAAAGGUUUACUGGUAAUCCAUGUCCUGGCUCGUAGCUGUCCCUCUAACAACAUUAUGGAAGCGUAGGCACCCAAUGUGAAAAGGAGCAUUUGCUGGGCAUCACUGACACCAUUCAUGUUUUACUAAUAGUCAAGUAAUCCGCAUACCUAGAGUUACCUUGCAUUACCUAAAUCAUGUGUAUAUAGUGAAUGUUAUAUAAUAUACCUAGCAGGUCUGUUUUAAUUUAAUUGAAUAAAGAUACAAAUACUUUGUCUGGCUGGCAUAGAUUAUUAUAUGAAGAAAAUGGUUGGUUCUUAUUUCUUUCAGUUGAAAAACACAAACACUAAGCAUAAAAGCACGUAUUGUGUGGUACGCUUUGGUUUCUAGUUGUGAAUAUAUGUAUUGAUCUUAAAGAAUGGUCUAAAGUUGCAGUUUGGCAUGUAUGAAAAUAUUUGGUUAAAGAAGGAUGGGUAUCUUUUGAGCAGAGCUGUAGGUUUUUUAAUUUCUUAAGCAACAUGUAUACAGUUUGUUAAGGUUUAUAUUGAACAUUCUAUCUUGUUUGAGGUCUAUCACAACUAUUCAUAAUAUGUCAUACUCAUAAUAGGUCAUCUACCUACAUCACUAAUAUAAUAUGGAUUUUUCAUAAAGCCUAUGUACUGCUCUUCUGAGUCCUAACAAAUACUGUGACUGAAAUGCAUGCAACUUUGUUGAAGAGAAAAAGUUUUUAUUAAUCUCCACUAUAAUGUCUGUGUAAUGUGCAGUAUUCCAUCCUCAGUCAUCAGUUCAUCAGUUACCUAUCUGCAUGUGUCCUCUGAAUAAUGAAGCAACAUUUCCUGUUAACCAUGUCAUUAGAGACAUUUUUAGAAGUGCUGCAUCACAGUGGAAACUAAUACUUUAAUAAUUUCUGAUAUUUAUUAAAGCAUUAAAUGUACAUCACAGUAGUACAGUAUACUCCUUUAAGAACAGCAACUAUGUUAAUUGUACCAUCAUUAAGCAGUCCAUCCUGUUAUAUCCUUUCUUAUUUGUUAAAAUUGAAUCUUUUUUGUUUAAUGUCUGUACCAUUCCUAUUAUGAUAGCCAUUUUUCCUUCACAAAAUGUCCCCUCUUCUGAAAAUAUCCUUUAAAAUUAAUUACAAAUCCCCUCUUGGUUGCAAAGUGUCCAUAAGACCAUUCAUUCAACAAAUAUUUAUGUAAGUAUACUUACUAAUGCUGCUACAAUUAAUUGUGAUACACAUUCCAAAAUCUCCCAUGACUUUUUAUCGGGCCAGCCUAAUUUUCCCUAUGAUUUCCUCUUUUAUGGUUUAUUAACCACUUCUUUUUAAUUGUUCCAUCCCCACUCCAAAUGAGAACCAGAUAGAAGUCACACUGGUGCCCAUCCAGUAUGUCUUCUGGCUAACAUGCUAACCUUCAAUAAGGUGAUGACCCCUUUCAACCUGCUUGAUCCUGUACAAAGGAAAAACUCAGAUUCGGAGUUCUAAUCAUCUUUCUCCCAGAAGGGACCAUUCUUCUACCCAGUGGUUUUAGUGGACCACUUCACCUAGCAACAGUUUUAUAUGCAUUGUGCAUAAGGAGGGUAUUUUUUAUCCUGAAAUGUGAUAUUUCAACAAAAAUAUUUUCUGCAGUUGUAACUGAUACGAAAAAUUCCAAAUGGAUGCCCUUUGGUGGAGGUAAGAAAACUGUAUCCUUCUCGUGGUUAAUUUGUCUCAAACUAGCAGACAAAUUUAUCAUUAGUGGUAAUUGAAAUAUACCUAAUGAGGGACAAGAAGUGACAAAAAGUAAAUGUAUCAUCACAAAAUUCUGCUUUGGAUCCAGAACAUUACAAGGCAGUCAAUGCAGCAUGACUUUCUGUCAACCACAUUCCAAAACGUGGGACAUUUCUUUAAGAAACAGAAAUAUUCUUAAAUGUUUCAUUAUCUUUGGAUCACAAUGAAAAAAAUUUCCAGGCUCAAUCUUGUGGGCUCAAAACCCACAAAUAUAACAGAAUGGAAAGCUUUUCACAUCUAAGCAUUUCUAAAAACAGGACAGAGAAGUAUGUCUCUAAAUUUACUGACAGACCAAGAUUACUCUUCCCAGUGCUCCAAAUCUAUUUUAAUGCUACUAUGAUCAGGAAAUAUACAAACAUCAAAAAUUUGCUUAAUUUAAGUUUUGUUGAGCAUCAAAUCAUGUGUUUACUGUAUUACUGCUCUCUAACAACUCAAGGUAUGUCUUAAUGGAUAUGAAUUAAGCAGACAGCAGGCCAUACUAACAAUCAUAAACAACAGAACAGUCUAGUAAACAAAUACUAUGUCAGUUGGAGGCUACAUUAUGGUUCUAAGUUCUUAAUGUUUUUUUAAUCAAAAUUACUUUAUACAAACCCAAAGUUUAUGAUAAUGACCUUGUAAUUCUCAAGUUUAGCCUACUUCAGUCUUUCAUUUCAUUGUCUUAAUAUGACAACUUAAAUUCAGAUUUUUUUUUUUUAGUGGCUCAGCAAAACAAAUGGGAGAGUUGUCCCAAUUAGUGUUGUACAUAUUGAGGGAAAUCUUUUUUUCCUUUAGAUUCAAAAACAAUUUGACCAUUUAUUUCUUGGUAUUCUGCUGCUGUGGGUAAGUUUACUUAUUCUUUUGGCCUAUAUUGUGUGACUCUUGUACUCCUGUUCUAUUGCACAUAAAUUUUUACCGGUAAAUACGUAUCACGAAGUUAAUUAUCAGUUUGGCUGAAAGAGAAUUAUGCAGUGAAAUUAUAAGGGAAAGUGGUGACUUUAUUCAAUUUUUUUCUCUUUUAAAACAUCUCAUUACUAACUUAUAAAAUCAUUUCAUAAUCCCUUACACAUGAGCCAAAACUAUUCUGAGCUCUAGUUAAGAAAAGCAUGAAGUCUAUAUGAUAAAUAUAAAUGACAAAAGCACUUGUAACUUCUUUUCAUGCCUUAUUUUCCAUUUUUUACACCGUAAAGUGCAUUUUCUGUCAACUGUGAGCAAAUUUCCCUUUUGCCUUUAAUGAAAAUAGUGCAUUAAGUAGCCUGUUGCUGCAAAAUUAUAAAGCAAGUUAGCUAAAGGUGGGUCACAUUGGACUACCACUCAGAAUCAAGAUGCAUAGAAAGAUCAAAGUUACAUGUGGUGUGGCUUAGAGAGUGCACCUGUGCCAGAUGCAUGCCACUUUCAGUAGCUGCCAAAUGUGCCUUUAAUUAAGAACAUCUCUAAUUUUUUUCUUCAGAUCAAGUCAGCAUUUGGGGGUGGGAUUAAGGCAGGGAAUUGGGGAUGCAAAUAUCUGGUGAAACCACCAGAGAAUUUGUUUGUCAAAGUGACAUGUAUAAUUUUAGUUAAGAUGUGUCUGUGUAUAUAUGUGUAUUUGCCUUUGUUUAGUAGCACAGUUAUUUGCUAAAAUUACUGUCAAAAAAAUAUGCUGUCUUACUUUGAUGUAAGAACAAAGUGUGGUCUAUACAUCUAAUAUAGCCUUUGUACCUAACCAUGUUCGUAGGUAAUCUUUGUAUUGUGUGUGCAGCAGUAUUUGGUUUGCGUUUAAAGUGAAAAUAAUGGCUGUUAUUUUUCUGGCAUUACUAAGAUAAACUGAAAAAUAAAGAAAAAAAUGCCGUACAUA